GCUGUGACAUGUUCUGCUCCAGGAAUGUUGGCUAGAUCCUCCUAAGAGCACUUUCCCUGUCUGCUAUCCGAAGCCGCACUCGAGUCCAGGCAGAGAAGAAGACCAUGACUCCCAAGCAGCUCCGGCUGCAUGUCCUGCUCCUGGCAACACUGCUGUCCCUCCUGACCUUCUCAGAUGUUUCAAGUGAGAGCAAGCUAUUAAAGAUCUUGGCUAAAAGAGAAGCAUCUGAAGAACCUGAGCCCAUGGCGGUGGCCGUCUCGCCGCACGAUGCUGCCGGCUUCCUGGUGAAGAGGCCGAGAAGAAACGUGUGGGACCGCAGCCGACCCGACGUGCAGCAGUGGAUCAUGCAGCUGAUGCACAUGGGCUAUGAUGAGGCGAGAUUAGAGACUGACCUGUCCUACUGGAUGGACUACUCUCGUGCUCAUGACCAGGGACGUCAGCACCAUUAUGAUGAGAACGCUCCGAUCGGACCCCGGGAUUCCGCUUCUUUCCGGCAUGGUGCCAACGUCAACUAUGACUACUACUAACAUCCCAUGCAAAAUCUUUGAAUGAAUAGAGAGCCCAUGUGAUGCUGUUAUUGUCAAUAAUCUAUAUUAUCAUACUGUAUGCAUCUCAACAUAGAAAUCUGCAAUAUGAACCUCGUACUGUAACCAUUCUAAAUAAAGCUGGGAAUUUUUGCCUCCAAAAGAUUCA
Molecule: messenger RNA, 693 nt
Organism: Brienomyrus brachyistius
Lineage: Eukaryota; Metazoa; Chordata; Actinopteri; Osteoglossiformes; Mormyridae
Product: augurin-A-like
Exons: 4
Coding region: 105-527 (140 amino acids)
Biological process (GO): G1 to G0 transition; central nervous system development; cellular senescence
Source: RefSeq, a predicted model, not a curated record